This is a messenger RNA of Schistosoma haematobium, 3288 nucleotides long. RefSeq lists its product as uncharacterized. The coding region runs from base 1 to 3288 and encodes 1095 amino acids. The transcript has 16 exons. Gene Ontology annotation, cellular component: cytoskeleton. The record is from RefSeq and is a predicted model, not a curated record. Lineage: Eukaryota; Metazoa; Platyhelminthes; Trematoda; Strigeidida; Schistosomatidae.
AUGAAACUCACUUUGCUGGAUGAAAAUUUCCUUUACUACUCUAUAUCUGCGAAAACAAAGGCUGGGAAGAUACUCAACAAUGUCGUUACUCAUCUUAAAAUAACUCACCCUCAGUAUUUCGGGAUUAAAGUCCAGGAUAGAAUGCACAACUGGCAUUGGCUUCAUCUUCAGAAAAAUAUCUUGUUUCAAAUGAAAUUACUUGAUAGCCCACCAGUCGUAGAACAAUCUGUGAAACAAGCAUCAAAUCGUCAAGAUCCUCAGUGUAUACCAUCAAGAAAUGUGAUUCCAGUUGAAUCACAGCCGAUGACUAGCCUAACGGAAAAGUUCAUUUCUUCGUUUCGAACAUGUGGUCUAAAAUCUUGUGCAUCGACAUCAAGACCUGGAUCAACUCAUGCCUAUGUUAAAAAUGUCUACAAACCACUUACUUUAAUUUAUCAAGCUUAUCUUGGUAUCAAAUAUUACCCUCCAGAUCCAACAAUUAUUGCAGAUGAACAAACAAGAUAUCAAAUUUUUAUUCAAGUCCGAAAUGAUUUAAUUAGUGGACGAAUGCAGGUUGAUGAAAAUCUGUUUGUCACAUUAUGUGGAUUAAUUUUACAAUCUGACUGUGGUGACUACGGCGCAGAUCGUUUAGGAUCGAAUUAUGUAAAGCAGUUGUUAAAACUUCCUAAUCUUAAUGAACAACUUGAGAAGAGAAUAAAAAUUAAACAUGAAGAUUGUCGAUGUCGCCAACCUGCCUUGGUGGAAUAUCAGCUAUUGGAUAAAGUGAAACAACUGUCAACAUACGGUCAAAUAAAAUUUCACAUUAAAGGUACACGAUUCACAUAUCGUUGUUCUGUUGAUAAUUCUGAGACAUGUAAUUCCUUAUUGGAAACAUGCAAAAAUUAUUUAAACUUUUAUAGAAACGAAAUAUCUCAAAGAAUAAUAAAUGAACCUCAUCAGUCACUGGUAAACGGGGAUUUAUGUUCUAAUUCUACUGCUCAGCCAAUCUGUUAUACCAAUUCUUCAUUAGAUAAGACUGAAUCACCGUUUAUUGGAAAUGAAAGUAGUUUGUUACCUGAGUCUAAUAAUCCAAUACAUAUGAAACAAAUAACUGCAAGUCUAAUCGUAAAUUUUCUAUACUUUUUACACUGUAUCAGCAACCCAAGACCAUUAUAUUCAAGUCUUAUUGAAUUCAAUCCCGGUUACUUAGUGAAAUCACCUGUUCCCCCGAAUAUAAAUACAAUUCAUGAUUCCAAAUGUACAACAGAUUCAUGUGAUUUUCAUCAUCAACAUCAUCCUACUUCACACUAUUAUUUCGACACAAACGUAAAUGAUUCAUACUAUAAUCAUUAUUACCAUCCUACUGCUAUUCCAAUCAAUCCAUAUCAUGUACGUGGUACAAGUGGUGUGUUUUAUCGUCCACGAGGCUGUGAAACUGUCACCGAUAUUGGUGAUCAUCCUCAUAUUUACGCCAACCGUCGUUCACAUUGUCCAAAGUAUAAUCAUGCUCGUCUGAUUAUGAAUGAUCCGAAUGAAAUCAAAUUCAAACACCGUCGAAGAUCCUUUCCUAAAACCAAACAUUAUUUUAUUGAGGAAGAUUUUAGCGAAGAUCAAUUUUUACAAAAGCAUUCUUCAUUGUGUCCAACACUACAUACUGACAAUUGUCAAUUUUCUCAGUGUAGAUCGAAUUCAGUGGCCAGAUCAUCAGCUUAUCGUGAGUUUCAUCAAUUGGAUACAAUACUACCGAUUACCACUUCGUCAUUUAAAGCAUCGCCUCAUGGUAGAGCGGCAACUAGCAGAGUCCCAAGGCGAAGCCAUCGAAUUCUACCGAGACCAGUAAGUCGGUUAGACAGAUAUCCAGAACGGUGCUCGUCACCGGUAACAACUGAUGAUAGUCAAGAUACUAUUGAAAAUCAUGAAAGACACGAUGCUAAUAAUCUCCAUGAAGUGGAAAUUAAAAAUCACAAUAAUAUUAAUAAUAACCAUGUCUUCCCUAAAAUAUCUAGUAAGCCUGUAACAAACAAAGAAGAUAAGUGUAAAGUAAACCAUGCCUUGGUGGCCUCUGUAGCACAGGCUUCUACUCUAAACAACUCACCGAAUAGAAAUAAAUUGGAUAAAGAAACACAUGAAUUGAUUCAAAUACGCUCAAAUGAACAAGGCAUGCAACAUAUUGCUUGUAAUUCUCCUAGAGAUUGUCUUAUUAAUUCAUCGAAUAGAAGGAUUGCAAAUACAAAGAGUCCUAUCAGUUCGUCACCACGACCACCUAUAUCAAUAACUAAAUCAAAUUUACAUCUAAAUUCUUGUAGAUCGAAUGGUAAACCAAGUCAUCAGUUUAAUUCUUCUUGGUAUCCUACAAAAUGUACAAUUAACAAGAAUGAUAAUGCUUUUGUUCAUCAUCAGCAUCCCAAUUUACCGAAUUUUUCUUGUACACGAGGAAGAGACGAUGGCAAAGAAGAAAUUAUUAGUAACAAUGAUGAUGAUGGUAAUAAUAAUAAUGACAGUAAUGAAAAUGAAGAAUAUUCGCAGGGUUUGACAGAUUUAGAACAUGGUUUAUUCAAUAUGAAUCAGUAUGCUACAACAAUGAAUCUAGGGUCUACACCAACAGAUACAUCAUUUUGUUCCUCAUCAAUGUACUGUGUCGAAGAAAGUGAAACCCCGAGUCUACUGAAAAAUUGUGAUAUUAAUUCAGAAUUAUGUGGAUCGAUUUGUACAUCUUUAAUGGAAUUUCAGUUGCCACCGACACCAAGUUCAAGUCAUAAUCAGAAUAGAACUAUUGCUAAUGAACGUGUUGAAGAAAGCAACUCUGAUUCUAAUCUUCCUUCUCCUCCAUCUAAUGAUUUUCUUUAUCAAUUAAGAAAAUACAAAUUAGACAAUGAGAAACAGAUGCUGGAAAGUAACUUUGAAAAUUUAAAUUGUUCAUCGAAUGUUGUUGAAAAUACAAGUAAUGAUACUGGAUUUUGUUCUCGAAGUGAAAAUAAACGAGGUCGUAGACUACCAUUAUUGCCCUAUGAAAGAUCUAUGCCAGAGCCAAUUCAUUCAAACAGAUCAAUCAUGGUUUCGCCAAUGGCAACAGCGACUUCAACAUCCUCAUCGUCACCAAAGACAAAAACUACAGAAAAAACAGAGUCAAUGAAAAUUAAUCGACCAAAUGUGACACAAUUUCUGUCACCCACUCCAUCACCUAGAAUGUCCAAAACUAUUGUAGAUCAUCAAGAACAUUCACCAUCAUAUACUAAUCCGAUGCAAGGAAUCAAUGAAACGGAAAUUUUUCUGCAUCCUGAUGAGGUUUCAGAAUGUGAUCUUGUUUAA